ACAGAACAGGGUUCGGUUGUCAACUGUCUGAUUGGACCAUAACAAACCAAUCCACCCACUUAUUUGUGCUUCUGAGAGUCAAGAAGGAGGUCGAAGUUUACCGAGUCUGCGCCUGGCUGGUAUCAACAAGACACGAGGCCGAAGACACGUUAAAAUAAAUCGAACCACCGGGAUUUGCAGGCGAUAGUUAAUGAACGGUUCUUGCGGAGAUUCGGUGCGAUUGCACGGUGGUUACAUGUGUGUCGUAGCUAGUUUAUGUUGAUAGAAGCAAGUGGAGACAGUUAGCCAACCAUCAGAGCCUAGCGGGGAAGUAUCCCCAGACAAGUAGCGGGCUGAAGGCAAGGGUUUCUUCGAUUAAACAAAAUCGUUUGACAAAGGAGCAGUAGGACAUCUUCUAGCCAGUCGCUUACCGUGUUCACAACACCGAUAUCUUGCUAUAUGCUCCUUUGUGCGUUCACCUACUACAGCCCGGUUUGGUGCAGCAACGCCUGUAUGAGUGCCUGAGUAGCCACGCACUAUGGCUGGCUGAUAUUACAUUGGAUCUCGCUCACAGCCGUGCAUCUACUGUCACAUUAUGUCGCUUUAACGGCAACAUACUAAACUGCGGAGCUCAUUUAGUUGUCAACUCGGAAGCAGAGGUUCUUAGCCAGAUAUCUAACUAAACAGCUGACCAGUCGGUCGAGUGGAGCAACAUUUCCUCGCCUUGCUGUGUCAUGACAUUUAAUUAAAGUGCAAGUCAAGUCAUUUCAAAGAGUACGCAAGAUAGGAACAUUUGGCAUAAGUAGAUAGGUGGGGACAGGAAUCCCACAUUUAACGUUGGCUACUGUCGACCGUAAGUUGAACCAAAGGACUGUAUUUGUAGGUCGGUCUCGACAGCACAGAAUGAAGAAGUUCUCCCGUAUGUCGGAGAGCGGCGGUCCGGGAGGGGGGUCCGGGUCGGGCUCUGGAGUCGUUAGUAACUGCUUCGGGAAAGUGUUCGCCGUGGGCCGGUAUCAAGUCACGGUGGAAGAACUCAUCGCAGAAGGUGGGUUCUCUGUGGUGUUCCUGGCCCGGACACACAGUAACAUGCGCUGCGCUCUCAAGAGGAUGUACGUCAACAACGUCCCUGACCUCAACAUCUACAAGAGAGAGAUCACUAUUAUGAAGGAGCUGUCUGGUCAUAGGAACAUAGUGAACUACCUGGACUCUACCAUCAACUCAGUAGGGGACAGUGUGUGGGAGGUGCUCAUUCUCAUGGAGUACUGUAAAGCUGGUCAGGUAGUGAAGCAGAUGAACCAGCGUCUCCAUAUAGGGUUUACGGAGCUGGAGGUGUUGUCCAUCUUCACUGAUACCUGUGAGGCUGUGGCCAGGCUGCAUCAGUGUAGAACCCCUGUCAUACACAGGGACCUGAAGGUAGAGAACAUCCUCCUGAGUGAUAAUGGGAGUUAUGUUCUGUGUGAUUUUGGAAGUGCUUCUCUCAAAGUGCUGCUUCCACAUAAAGACGGAGUGACCGCUGUGGAGGACGAAAUCAGGAAGUACACGACCCUGUCUUAUCGAGCUCCAGAGAUGAUCAACGUGUACGCAGGGAAGGCCAUUACCACCAAGGCUGAUAUAUGGGCUCUUGGUUGCUUGUUGUACAAGCUGUGUUUCUUCUCGCUCCCGUUCGGGGAGAGUCAAGUCGCCAUAUGUGAGGGAACCUUUGUCGUUCCCGACAAUUCCAAAUUCUCCUUCAAGUUGCACUGCUUAAUCAGAUAUAUGCUUGAGCCUGACCAUGAGAAGAGACCAGACAUCUAUCAAGUCUCCUACUUUGCCUUCAAGUUAGCUGGAAAGGAGUGUCCUGUGCCAAAUCUCUUUAGCUCCCCUCUCCCUACGUCACUCCCUGAGCCACUCACAGCCAGCGAGGUUGCUGCUAGGAAGAGCAUGACGAAAGCCAGAAUCACAGAGUCCGCGGGCCCGACGGCAACUUCCAUCGCUCCGAGACAGAGACCCAAGGCUGCCAACAGUAAUGUGAUACCCAUCCCUGUAGCCAACACAGCUGUCACUCCUAUAGCUGUGCCCGCCGCCGCCACGCCCACCGCCGCCACGCCCAUCACCCCUACAGCUGUGCCUUCUGUAGCCGUCAGCAAUGGGCAGAAAGCUCCAACACCUGGUAACAGCCAGCCGGUUGCUCCACAGCCCCAGACAGCCAACAGGGUCCUCCAACAGCUGCAGCCUGGAGACCUGCGUCUGCAACAACAUCUCCAUCCUGUCCAUCCACAGCAGCUCCAAUACCUUCAGUACCAGCAGGCCCUUCAGCAGCAGAUGAUGAUACAGCCCAUGUAUCAGCAACAGGCCCAGGCACAGGCACAGGCCCAGGCACAGGCCCACUACGUAGCAAUGAUGCACCAGUACCACCAGGCCUUUGCACAGCAGCAGCAACAGCAACUACAACUCCAUCAACAACAACAACAACAACAACAACUACUACAACAACAACAGCUACAACAUCAACAGCAUUCCACCCAGCAGCCCACUGUGACCUCCCCGCUAGAGUUCCAGAGGCUAGAGGCUAGAGGCUCUUUUAACCCGGCUGGAUCUGGGGUCAGCCCUGGGGUCGUGGCAAUCGGGGCUGGUGCUGGAAAUGUGACACCUUCCCCUGUUGAGACUCUAUACACCAGUAGAAACCCUCUGGUGGACCUAAAGGUGACCACCCCUCCCCCGGACCCAACCCCAGAGCCUGGUCACCCCCAGAGCCACCCUCCUGACAUGUCCCGCUGGAACCCCUUCGGAGAGGACAACUUCUCCAAACUGACGGAGGAGGAACUUCUGGACCGCGAGUUCGACCUCCUCAGAGCAAGCAAGUGCCCCGUCUUUUACCUUCCCCCAGCAAGUGCCCCAUCUUUUACAGUCCCCCAGCAAGUGCCCUGUCUUUUACAGUCCCCCAGCAAGUGCCCCAUCUUUUACAGUCCCCCAGCAAGUGCCCCAUCUUUUACCUUCCCCCAGCAAGUGCCCCGCUUUUACCGUCCCCCAGCAAGUAAACCCGUGGAGAGAACCACUCAGCAUGGAGGCAGACCGACCGCUGCAGCCAAUCACCUCCGCCGCAACCGCCAAGCCCCUCCUCCCCUGAAUACCUGUUUGGCCCGCCCCUUCCUGGCUAGCGCAGGUCUGAUAGCAGCAGGCGUGGAGUCUCCACUUCUAGGUCUGAUAGCAGCAGGCCUGGAGUCUCCACUUCUAGGUCUGAUAGCAGCAGGCCUGGAGUCUCCACUUCUAGGUCUGAUAGCAGCAGGCCUGGAGUCUCCACUUCUAGGUCUGAUAGCAGCAGGCCUGGAGUCUCCACUUCUAGGUCUGAUAGCAGCAGGCCUGGAGUCUCCACUUCUAGGUCUGAUAGCAGCAGGCCUAGAAUCUCCACUUCUAGGUCUGAUAGCAGCAGGUCUAGAAUCUCCACUUCUAGGUCUGACAGCAGCAGGCGUGGAGUCUCCACUUCUAGGUCUGAUAGCAGCAGGCCUGGAGUCUCCACUUCUAGGUCUGACAGCAGCAGGCUUCAGUUAUGCACACUUGCCUAUACAUUCGGGUGUGACUCAUUUGCGUCACGCAGCGCGACACAAUCUCCUUCUCGUAGAGUUGAUUAGGCUGAUGGUUGUGGGCUGUGGAAUGUUGACCCACUCCUCUUCAAUGGCUGUGCGAAUUUGCUGGAUAUUGGCGGGAACUGGAUCAUGCUGUCGUACACGUCGACCCAAACCUGCUCAAUGGGUGUCUGAGUAUGCAGGCCAUGGAAGAAUUGGGACAUUUUUAGCUUCUCGUCGCGGUUCUAGUUUGAUGACAGAUCAGCCGAUUGAAGAGCUCAGUAUCCCAGCCGCUGCUCCUGUCCCUGUGGGCCAGCCAGCCCUUGAGGAACAGCUACAGCAACCUCCUGCCAAGGAGCACAAACCAAGCAGGAGGAGAAACCCCUCUGACAGCGGCUCACAGACGACCCGCAAACCACCGGGCGGCGAAUCUGACAGCGACUUCGAGUCGGACCCUCCUUCCCCUAAGAGCAGCGAGGAGGAAGACGAGCCGGAGGAGGACGAAGGGCUGAACAGCGAGCAAGAGCAUGGAGAAUUCUUCAACGAACUGGAAAAUGUGGAGGAAAUGGAGACGCUGGGCCAGAGGCCUCUGUUAAUGGACUCGGAGGACGAGGAGGAUUACGACAAACACAGCUCCGACUCGGACUACGAGCCCAGGAAAGCUAAGGGAGGACGCUCAAAGAGGCUCCCAGGAGGUACAGGAGGGCCAGUGGCUGCUGCAGCUACUGUCUCCCACGAGGGAGGUCAGAGCGGGGAGUCGGAGGCCACGCUGGUCAAGAUCACACCUUCUGAGUCGCCCGGUGUGGCUGCUGUUAGAGCUCCCCUAGUGGUGGUGGAAUCAAGGACAUAUUUGGUGCCGAUAAAGAGCAGACAUCUUCUCCGCGGCUCCUUCGGGCAGGUGAGCCAGGAGGCCGUGGUCAGCCAAGCCACGGAGGAGUUUGAUGUCUUUACAAAAGCUCCGUUCAGCGGAACCUCUCGAAAUCUGCCGGCCCCACGGCCCCCCACCAACCACCUCCAGGAGCGCCGAGGACAUCUUUCAUCCAGCCUUCGACGUUUGACCAGUCCCCAGCAGCAGAGGCUAAAGCAGCGCAGCCUCAAAAGCUGUCUUCGCGGCAGAGGAAGCUCUCUGGCAGCACCGACGGGCGGCCCGGCAACGGCAAGCGCCACCACGGUACGCCCUACCGGCGGCCGCAAGAGCAACAAGCCCAGCUUCCGAACCCCCGAGCGCGUCCGCCGGCACAAGAGGGUCGGCAGGAGGGACUCCCAGAGCUCAACGGUUCCUCAGCACCUCAGACUCAAGGGAGAACAUCCCAGCGUCGGCAGCUGGGCGGUGCCCUUCACAGAACUGGUGGUUGGACAGCAGCAGCAGCCAUCUCAGCUCGUGGAGUUGGAUCCUUUUGGAGCUGCUCCUUUCCCCACCAAACAGUGAAUGUCUCACUCGUCUUCCCGCCACUCGUGCUCGUCUUUCU
Messenger RNA from Oncorhynchus keta (chum salmon), 4990 nucleotides. Its product is annotated as BMP-2-inducible protein kinase-like. Gene Ontology annotation, biological process: protein phosphorylation. NCBI's taxonomy places the organism in Eukaryota, Metazoa, Chordata, Actinopteri, Salmoniformes, Salmonidae. Gene Ontology annotation, molecular function: ATP binding; protein kinase activity. The record is from RefSeq and is a predicted model, not a curated record. Bases 883 to 4950 code for a protein of 1355 amino acids. The transcript is spliced from 22 exons.